This is a messenger RNA of Diabrotica balteata, 1536 nucleotides long. The record is from the annotation of a GenBank genome assembly. Lineage: Eukaryota; Metazoa; Arthropoda; Insecta; Coleoptera; Chrysomelidae.
AAGUGAGGUUAGGUUUUGUUUUGAUUCAUCACUAGUUUUGCAAUUCAAGUUGUCAAAAUGUCCGCAGAGUGACAUUCAACAUCGCGCUGAAGCAGGAAGCAAAUAACCUAAAAAUCCCUGAAGUUCUUGUACUGUCUUCCCUUCAUCUCAAUUUUUUACGUCAAUAUGUCCUAAUCGAAGAUAUUUUUCUACACGCCGUUUAUUUAUUCUUAGGAAAUCGACAUUGUAAUGAUUUUAAGGUGAAAUCUCGUCGAUUUAGAAAAUGAAUAAGACUCACCCAAUAAAUAGUAAAGUUGAUAAGUGUCCUUCAACUUUAGGUGAUGAUAAGGUUAAAGACGUAUCAAACAAGUGCAUUUUAAACGAGAAACCACUAGAACUAAAGAACGGGCUUGUAAAUGGAAUAGUCAAUGUUAAUAAUUCUUCUGGAACAAAGAAAAAUGCCAAGAAAAAAAGGAAUACUCAUCAUAUAUUAGAUGGUGUACAUAUUCAUGAAACAGAUGAGAACUGCAUUGUCAAUGAGAAGGUAAACCAAAGCAAAUCGGAUGACAUUCUAAAUGAAGAUGUAAAUAUUAUAGAUAAAGCUCUAAAGGAUGCUCAACCAGGUUCAAGUGAAGUGGAUAUCAGUGAUUUAGAUAGUUUGAAAAACAUUAGUUUAGAGAGUAAAAAUGAAAGUGUAUCCUCAAUCGAAACUGAUAAUGCACUAGCUGUUAAGCCAAAAAUAGAUUUUAUACAAUAUGAAUCUGAAUUGCAGAUGCCAAUGAUAAUGAAGAUUAUUCAAAAGGAUCUGUCUGAACCUUAUUCCAUUUACACAUAUAGAUAUUUCAUUCACAAUUGGCCCAAACUUUGUUUCUUGGCAAUGUGUGAGGAUGAAUGUGUAGGAGCAAUAGUUUGUAAAUUAGAUAUACACCGUAAGGUCAUCAAAAGAGGCUAUAUCGCCAUGUUAGCGGUUGACCAGAAGUACCGCAAGCUCAGAAUCGGCUCUAAUCUCGUACAAAAGGCAAUUAAUGAAAUGCUUCUCGGCGAUGCUGAUGAGGUCGUGUUAGAGACAGAGGUUACCAACAAACCUGCUCUUCAGCUGUACGAAAAACUCGGAUUCGUCCGAGACAAACGACUCUUCAGGUACUACUUGAACGGCGUGGACGCUUUGAGACUCAAACUUUGGCUGAGAUGAGUCUCGGGAUCUGAUACUUACGAUUUCGUUUUUGUUCUAGGACCGUCGUACGAGUUCGAUAGGUACGGUUUCGUUAGAGGUUAGCAAAGUGGUUGGUUCUUAAGAAAUUUUAUUGCUGUUGAUGUUUUUUUUUUAUUUUCGAAAUGUUUCUUCGGUUAUUUGGUUUAUUCAAUUGAGAAAUGUAUGUGGAAGUUUGAAAAUGUUCGUAUUGGAGUUACUUGUUUGCAGUAGUGUAAUCGAAACUGCAACAGGUACAAAAAAACUAAUGAUGAAUAAAAAAAACCAUUUAUUCAUAAACUAUGAUAGGUAAAUAUCAUGUAUUAUAAAUUACAAUUAAAUUCCUCGAUAAAUAUAGUGUUAUUUAG